AUGUCAAAUUUUACCGCAACAACUUCGUCUGUGGACCAAAUUCCGUCCUUCAGCAUAUUGGCUACGGCUGGCUCCACAUUGCUCUUAGGCUUGCUUUAUGCUCUAUAUAACUACCUACUUCCCAAGCCGAUCCCAGGAAUCCCGUACAAUACAGAGGUUGUCAAGUCCCUUCUCGGAGACAUUCCCAGGCUCCAGAAAGAAUCUCCCGAAAACCCCUUCAGAUGGAUGAUUGAACAAGCGCGUCGACAUGACAGCCCCUUGUCUCAGUUCUUCCUCCAGCCCUUCCACAAGCCGACGGUUUUCAUCGCCGACUUCCGCGAGGGACAGGAUAUCCUAAUGCGUCGCAAAGAAUUCGAUCGUUCCGACUUCACCAUCAGCCUGUUGGGCGGAGAGGCCCCUAGCUUCCACAUCAACUUGAAGACAGGGCCGGAAUGGAAAGCCCACCGACGCUUGCUCCAGGACCUUAUGACCCCCAACUUCCUCAACAACGUCGCGGCCCCGAACAUCUACAAGAGCGCUAGAAAUCUUCUGGAGUUGUGGAAGAUGAAGACUGCUGCCACUGAUAAGCCUUUUAGCGCCGAGCAAGACAUCUUCUACACAGCUCUGGAUGCAGUCUUCGACUUUGGAUUCGGCUCCAGCGUUGAACAUCGAGCAUUGAUCCCACAGAUUGGGAUGCUUCAGAGUGGCAGCGAGAAGAAGGCUGGUAUCGAUGCGUCGAACGCAAAGGCCGCUAGCUUUCCUGUGGCACCCAUCCAUCCAACUCUGGAGACUGCUAUCAAGACGGCUGACAACGUCACCGGAGUUGCUGCUACAGGAUUUCCUGACAUCGCAUGGUGGUUGAUUGGCCUCAAGCCCAGCGUCAGAAGCAUGAGAACUUUUAGAAAAGCAUUCUUCAAAGAGCAAGUUCAAAAAGCUGUCGAGAGAUAUGAAGGCCAGGCUCAGGACAAUGGCGACAGCGACGUCAAGUCUGCGAUUGAUCUGAUGAUCCAUAGAGAAACUGUCUUUGCGGGCAAAGAGAACCGCAAGCCGAUAUAUUGGUCUGAUGCAAUGAAUGACGAGUUGCUUGGUUUUGUCGUAGCAGGUCAUGAUACCACAAGUACAACCCUUUGUUGGGGAGUGAAGUUCCUGAGCGACAAUCCUGCUUGCCAGCAACAGCUUCGCAAGAGCCUUCGCGCUGCCCACCCAAACGCCAUUAGCGAGAACCGCCUCCCGUCCCACGAAGAGAUAACUGGAGCUAGCAUCCCCUACUUGGAUGCCGUUGUCGAAGAAAUGCUCCGACUCUCGCACACUGCUGUCGGCCAGGAAAGACAGGCCAAGGAGGACACCAUCGUCCUUGGACGCCAUAUUCCCAAAGGCACCACCGUCUUCAUUCCCAAUAGGGGCCCAAGUUUCACAGAACCAGGCUUCGAAGUCGACGAGAAGCUGCGCAGUGCUUCGUCUCGGACGGCAGCAGAGGAGCGCGGCUUACGGGCGUGGAACUCUGACGGUAUGGACGAAUUCCGCCCUGAGCGCUGGCUCAAGAAGAGCGAUAACGGCGAGGUCGUCUUUGACGCAUUGGCUGGGCCGACUUUGCCGUUCGGUCUUGGUCUUCGGGGCUGUUUCGGUCGGAAGUUGGCGUAUCUGGAACUUAGGCUUUUGGUGACUCUGUUAGUGUGGUCGUUUGAUUUCCGGACUUGCGAUGAGAGUCUAUCCGACUAUGAUGAUAUUGAAACAUUGACGCGGAAGCCGAAGCAGUGUUUCGUGAACUUAGGGGUUCUGUAA
This is a messenger RNA of Colletotrichum scovillei, 1761 nucleotides long. RefSeq names its product cytochrome P450. Gene Ontology annotation, molecular function: heme binding; oxidoreductase activity, acting on paired donors, with incorporation or reduction of molecular oxygen; iron ion binding. Lineage: Eukaryota; Fungi; Ascomycota; Sordariomycetes; Glomerellales; Glomerellaceae. The transcript is spliced from 2 exons. The record is from RefSeq and is a predicted model, not a curated record. Bases 1 to 1761 code for a protein of 586 amino acids.